Molecule: messenger RNA, 3369 nt
Organism: Closterium sp. NIES-67
Lineage: Eukaryota; Viridiplantae; Streptophyta; Zygnematophyceae; Desmidiales; Closteriaceae
Source: the annotation of a GenBank genome assembly
AUUGCUGCGGCAGCAGCAGCAGGAGCAGCAGCAGCAGCAGGAGGAGCAGCAGCAGGAGCAGCAGCAGGGGGAGCAGCGGCACCUGUAGGAACAGAAGCGAAUAUUGCUGCAGCAGCAGCUGGAGCAGGAGCAACAAGAGCGGCAGCAGCAGGAGAAGCAGCAGCAGGAGCAGCAGCAGCAGCAGCAGCAGCAGGGGCAGGCAGGGGGAAGCUCACAGCACCGGGAUUUGGGGCCCCUCCAGUGCCGUUCGCACCACACUCGCCCUAUUUGCCUCUCCACACUUCCUCAUCUGCCACGACAACGGCCUUUUCUGAAGCAGCAGCAGCAGCAGCAGCAGCAGCCACCGCUGCUGCCACAGCUGCUGCAGCUGCCAUUCCCAUUCCCAGCGCCUUUGAGUCCCGGCUCCCGACUCAAAAGCAGUCUCCAUACGCUCCGUUUGGCUUCCCCGCUGCUCCUGUGUCUGCUGCCACCGCUGCUGCCGCCGCCGCUGCCACUGCCACCACUGCCAUUCCCGGCGCUUUUGAGUCGACUCAAAAGCAGUCUCCCUACCCACCCUUUGGCUUCCCCGCUGCUCCUGCGUCUGCUGUCCCAGCUGCCACCGCCACCGCUGCCUUUCCCAGUACUUCUGAUUCUGGUGGUGCCACUGGUGCCACUGGUGCUGGUGGUGCUGCUGGUUCGACUACCCCAGCAGCCUCGCAUGUCAGUGCUUCUGUGUCCGGCCUUGGUAGGUCCAGCAGCCAGCACUCGUUCCGUUCUCCAACCACUGGUGCCCUUGGUGCCCCUUUUGACGCGCCUCAAAGUCAUCACUCCUUCCCUUCUCCUGCGCCUGGUGCUCCAGGGGCGUUUCCCUUGGAGUCGAGCCAAAGGGCCCAAGAUACAGGGGAUCCAUGGCAGCAGCAGAUGGGCCGGCAGGAUCUGCUACAGCAGCACCAGCAGCACCAGCAGCACCACCCGCAACAAUAUCAGCAGCAGCAGUAUCAUCAUCAUCAUCAGCAGCAGCAGCAGCAGCAGCAGCAGCAACAGCAGCAUCAGCAGUUUCAGCACCCUCAGCAGCAGCAGUAUCCACACCAGCAGCAGCAGCAGCAGCAGCAGCAGCAGCAGCAAGGCACACAGAAUGCUCCUCUCUUCCUCCCCACUCACCCAUCCACACACAUUCGCCCACCACUCUCCUCCUCCUCCCCUCGCCCCCCCUCUCUCUCCCCUUCCCCUCCUCCCUCUCCUCCCCUCGGCCCCCCCAUUUCCUCUCCUUUCCCUCGUCUCACCCCUCCUCCCUCUCCUCCCCUCGCCUCCUCUCUCGCUCCCACUUCCCUCCUCUCUCUCCUCCGCUCUACCCCACUCAACCCCCCCACUCCCUCCAGGCUCCUCCCCUUGGAAACGCCCUCCCCUGGUUCUACCUGCAUCAAACCCCUCCCUCUCCUCCUCCACCCCGUACCCCCCUGCACCGUUCUCUACCACAUCCUCUUCCUCCUCCCCUUCCCCCAUGGCCCUGCACCUGCCUUCCCUAGCCUCAAUGGCAGGUUCGGCACCAGCCACAGCAGCUGGUUUGGGGGCUGGUUCGGGAGGGAUAGGCACGGGAGUUGCUGGUGCUGGUGCUGGUGUCAAUUCUGGUGGCGCCGCUGCUGCUGGUGCUGCUGCAAGCAACAGCUCAGCCUUGCUUAUGGAAUCUUCCCAGAAGCCCACUGCCACUCCUCUUCUCUCCUUCACUCUCCCCCCCAGCUUUCACCACCACUUCUCUUCUUCCUCCCGGCCCCCUUCCAACGCUCCUACCCAGGGGCUUGCUCCCCCGUUCCCUGCCCCGGCUCUCUCCCUGCCCUUUCCGCCUCCCUCGGCUUCCCAACCGUCUCCCCUGCACGCUUCUCCCUUUGCUGCUGGCCCCUUCACGGCUGCUUCUGCUGCUACAGCCUCAGCUGCUGCUGCUGCUGCUACAACCGCCGGUGCUACAGCCGCUGGUGCAGCUGCUACAGGUGGGCUGGGAGGGUUUCAGCUGCUACAGCUGCCGAGUAAGGUAGCAGACCCCUUCCCUCGUGCCUCGUCCGACCCGAGCCUUAAACCUGCUGCUGCCGCCGCUGCCGCCGCUGCUGCUGCUGGUGCUGGGGCGUUUGGAGGGAUGGGAGGAGGAGCAGGAGGAAUGGGAGGAGGGAUGGGAGGAGGAGCAGGAGGGAUGGGAGGAGGGAUGGGAGGAGGAGCAGGAGGAAUGGGAGGAGGGAUGGGAGGAGGCAUGGGAGGAGGGAUGGGAGGAGGCAUGGGAGGAGGGAUGGGAGGAGGAGCAGGAGGGGUUUCAGGAGCAGCUGCUAGUGGAUACGACAUUGGGAACAGUAGUGGUGGGGGUGGUGCGCGUGGUGGGGGUGGUGGGACGUUGAAUGGUGGAGGGGCGAACCAGGAGGCAGGGACAUUGGCAGGGAGAGGACGAGCAGGGGUAGGAGUAGGGGCAGGAGGCAGAAUGGGAGGAAAGGGUGGGAGAGCGGGUGAGAGGGUGGUAGAGAGAGUGGUAGAGAGAGGUGGGCCAGGAGGGACAGGAGGAGCAAUACCAGGGUCAGCAGCAGCACUGUCAGCAGCAGCAGCGAUGGCAGCACAACCAGGAGGCCAUAAUCAGCAUAGUCAGCAAGGCUCGUUUGUACCACCAUCGUUUUUAGGAGGUGGGAGCAAGGGGGAACCGGCAGGGGCUGAGGAUGCGAGUAGCCCUUUCCGCUUUGGGGCAAUGUUCCAAAUUCCCCAAUCAGGCCCACAGCCCGUCUCAAGCCCGUAUCAGCAUCAGCAGCAGCAGCAGCAGCAGCAGAGCCAGAGAGGCAUUCAUCUAUCAAGUGCCAGCAGUGCUGGUUUUGCUGGCGGUGUUGCCUCUGCUGCUAGUGGUGGUGCGUUUCCUGCCGCAUCCCAAGGUACAACUGCAGCUGCUACAGCUGCUGCUGCUGCUGGCGUUGCAGCUCCUGCUACAGCUUCUGGCUCGUCUCUUCCUGCCUGGAUGACCCAUGUGCAGCCGCAAGUGCACCAGCAGCACCAGCAGCACCAGCAGCAGCAGCAGCAGCAGCAACACCCUCAGCAACAUCCUCCUCCGUUCUUUGCCCCUUUUCCCUUCGUCCCCCCAAAUCAUGCACAUAUGCCGCAGUUACCGCCAGGGUUACGACCUGAGCGCGUGGCAAACUUGGCCACACCUCAAGGAUUUCCGCAGUUUCUCUCUGAGGCCAAACCCGGCUUGUUUCUGCAGCCGUUACAGCAGCCACCAAACCCCUCACAGAAGUGACAAGCUGUUGUCCAUGGUAGUUCUCUGCUCGUUUAUUUGGCAUAGAGCUGAAACAGCAUGCAAACAAUGCUGUUGAAUGUGUCCUGGCACGCAUAUUAUGGUGUAGUAAAUUCUAUUGCGUGACAAUAUUG